Messenger RNA from Spirometra erinaceieuropaei, 746 nucleotides. NCBI's taxonomy places the organism in Eukaryota, Metazoa, Platyhelminthes, Cestoda, Diphyllobothriidea, Diphyllobothriidae. The record is from the annotation of a GenBank genome assembly.
AUGGAACAAGAAAACUUAAACAGCACUAUAGGUAUCCAUACGCAUAUGUUCUGACAUGGCUUUAAGAUGACGAACCCGGCGCAAUGCCAUCCAUCAACAAAAAUAACGCAGAUGGGCGUUUCAACUUGAAGUCACAUGGAUUAUUAACUGAUAAGUUGCUCGCGGAUCUGAAUAAAGGUGGAGCUCUGGAACAACUGUCGGAAUUUUUGACCCACCACGUCAAAAGCGACGCGCUACGAGAUUUUAAAGGUAGAUGUUGCACCAGUUUGACUCGCCUGUAUAUUUUUAAAUAAGUUGGAAGUCUCUUCACACAAUCAUACGAUUAAGGACUUGUGGGCGAAUCGUCGAUCAUAUUGCACUUUUUAAGUUUCUGCUUCUGUGUUGCAUGCAUGCAGCAGGUGUGCCCUUUGGAUAUUUCACGCAGUAUGCACCUUUUUAGUUCCAGCAUUUCGCCUGAUUUGCAUCGAAAGUUUUGACCUCGGGGCUUAUGUAUGUGUCAUUGUGUUCGAUUAACAUUGAAAAAUCGUUUGUCGGAAGGAUUACCCCUACACAAUGCGCUAAGUGAAGGACUACUUCUCAGAGCACUUGAUUUUUUUCAUCUAGCGAGGUCAUCUCUUGAUAUUCCUGUUACAUGACGUCUACGGUGGCGUUGCCACAGGUAUUCUGAAGAAGUUACUGUAAUAUCUUGCGGUUAAUUAGGUGUCGCGGUAAGCUGUCGCAGAAUCGACUGGCCUUCGUCCAUUUAA